This is a messenger RNA of Asparagus officinalis (garden asparagus), 2216 nucleotides long. RefSeq names its product mucin-5AC-like. The transcript is spliced from 5 exons. Gene Ontology annotation, biological process: cortical microtubule organization. The record is from RefSeq and is a predicted model, not a curated record. Gene Ontology annotation, cellular component: cortical microtubule. Lineage: Eukaryota; Viridiplantae; Streptophyta; Magnoliopsida; Asparagales; Asparagaceae. Bases 156 to 2033 code for a protein of 625 amino acids.
UCCAACAACAACAACAUCAGAAGAAAAAAAAAAGGGGAAAUAGAUCUAGAAAACCCCCAAAUUUUACUCCGUCUCAGAUCUCGGACCUUGACGCCAUCUGUCUCUCUCUCUCUCUCUCCCUCUCUCUCAACUCGAUCCAAUGCCGGUGAACUGAGAUGAGCAGGAUCGCUCUCGAUUCGAUCUCUGGUGGCCGGAGAGCAUCGGUCGGAUCUCAGCUCCAGCAGCUCAGGAGCGGAGGUAAGAUCACCGGAGAUUCUGACGAGAACUUAGAUCUCUUCUCGCGGACCCGUAGAUCUGACGGCGACCCGAUUAGGUUGGAAAAGAUAGCAGUGGGGUCAACGAGGAUCGGGAGAGGAAUGGAAGACCUACUCGACGCCGAGAUUGGGAAGCACGACUACGAUUGGCUCCUCACUCCCCCUGAAACUCCUCUAUAUCCAUCUGUGGUGCCUAGGGAGAGUCCACUAUCUUCAACAGCACCUUCAGCUAGGGAGAGCCCAGUAUCAUCAACAGCAUCAAGGGGCAGACCAGCUGCUAGAUCAAUCUCAAAUACACGACCAUCAAGGCUGUCAGCAUCUCAAACAGAUAAUGGCCAUUCUAUCAGGCCAGUGCGAAGCAGUUCAGUGACCCGUCCUUCUAUCUCAAGCAGCUAUUCUAGUAGCUCUUUCUCCAAUAACAACAACCGAACUUCAGUUCUAAACACAAGCUCGGCUUCCGUCACUUCUUCGAGACCAUCAACACCUGGCAACCGCUCCACAGCUGGAAGACCCUCUUCAACAACAAGACCCUCUUCAACCUCCACCAAUACAAGACCCUCUUCAUCCUCCACCAUUACAAGGCCAUCUUCAACCUCCACUAUUACACGGCCAUCUUCAGUCUCUCGCUCAGUUCCAUCACGUGGGCCCACUCCGACAAGAACCCGACCAAACCCUAUUUCUGGUGACAGCAGAACCACUCGCCCUGUUAACAGUUCUAGGCCCUCAACCCCUACUUCCUCUCGACCUCAAACUCCUUCCAAUCCAAAUAUAAAUUCUCGUGUUAGCUCUAGACCAUCAACUCCUACUCGUAGACCCACUUCAUCAGGUGCUGGUAGCAGAAUCCCAUCUGUUGGUCGUAUUAACUCUACAACUACCAGGAAUCCGGUUGGGCCAGCGUCACGCCCUAGUUCCCCCGGCCCACGGCCCCGAGCUCCUGUGAGGCCAGUUGAUCUUCCUGAUUUUCCUGUUGAUGCACCACCAAAUUUGAGGACGAAACUUCCGGAAAGGCCAGCUUCAGCUGGCAGGACUCGUCCAGGAUUGUCAUUAACUGCUCGGGCAAAUUCGAAUUCUGCUGCAGCAGUGACAGCACCAGUUGCAGCUCCUGGUGGUGCAAACCGGAGAAAUUAUAUGCCAGUUGUGAGUAAGGGAAGGUUUCCUGAGAAUCCAUCAAGAUCUACUGCUAAAUUGCAUGGCAAUAAUGGCCAUGAGGCUGGUGCUGCACCUGAGAUUCAAAGGCUCAACUCGUUGGAUGGUGGAUUGCGAAGGCCUAUCAAACCGGUUUCUGCGACGGAGAGUACUGGAUUUGGAAGGAACAUUUCGAAGAAGUCGCUUGACAUGGCAUUGAGACAUAUGGACAUUCGUCAAGGAAUGAGUGGCAUUCGAGCCUCAUCUCUUUUCCCUCAAAGCAUCCGCUCAGCUUCUACUAAAGGGCGACCCGUUCGCAAAUCCGACCCUGUGGUCCCACUUGCAAGUGAUGACGGCAUAGCUGAUAGCGGUAGCUACAACGGAACAAUGUCCCCGGAUUGCAGGAGCAACUUCGCUCCCUCAGAGAAUGGAGAUUUCACAGCAGCACCCUCCAAGUCCCCAGAUAGAGACUCCGUUUCAGCAAGAGACUCUGAGCUUGACGUCCAUGGAGGCACUCGAUACGAUGCUUUCAUGUUGAAGGAGGAGGAUUCGAAAAACAUGAACUGGCUGCAUAGCGUUGAGGAUAAGUCCGACCAGAGCCCUGUGUUUGAUCACAGGUUCGAGCCGCUGCCUGAACCAUUUGGUAUGCUGUGAUUUGUUCUUCUGAUGUGGCUUUUGUAAGUUUAUGCUGUUUGCUUGGUUGGCACUCGGAGGUGGUUGUUUCAGUGUUUUAUGGAUGGAUACUGGUUUAUUGGUCUUGUAACUUGUUAUUGAUGCAUGUUGACGAGAAGCAAUCCUCAAAAGUUCAUGAUUGAGUUAAAUGUGCUUUGUGGUGUA